This is a messenger RNA of Dentiscutata heterogama, 1160 nucleotides long. The record is from the annotation of a GenBank genome assembly. NCBI's taxonomy places the organism in Eukaryota, Fungi, Glomeromycota, Glomeromycetes, Diversisporales, Gigasporaceae.
CUUCAGUAGAACUUACCGUAAUUGCACAAAGUCCACAAGGUCGAUUGAAUAAAUAUUCAAUUAGAUUGGUUGAUGUAUUUGAUAAUUUAUCAUCAAAUAUGCCAAUACAACUUAAGUGUUCAUCGACAGGUGGAGAAACAAUUUUAUGGAAGAUUGUUGUGCCAAAUGUCGAUCAAUCUGACAAACGAAUUGGCCCAAGUAUUACUGAAAAUUUUCCUAUUAAAAUGGAUUUUCGAAUCAAGCUUGUUUGUGUUAUCCCACAUGAGAAUUUUGUGGUUUAUGACGGAACUCGAAUCGUUGUGUUUUCCCAUGCAAAAAAUGGCCACUUUGUUCAAAUAGCAAUUCUUGAAGACUAUGAUCCAUCCUUUGAGCUAAUUUUGUUAUUUAAUUUUCAACACUUGACAUUAUCUUCGACAAUUUAUCUUGCUGGAGUUAGUUGCCAAGAGAAUACUGUUUUCUUGUGGAAACUUACAUAUAACGAUUCAGCCACAACAUUUCAACAGAUAGUGUUUAUUUCUAAGAUGCCACUUCAAUUAAGUUUCAAAAUUGCAAUAGCAGUGCCAAUUGAACAAUGGGCAGGAUCAAAUGUAAGAAGCUACGUGACUCAAGAUCGAUACCGCCCAGUUUUGGCAACUUUUAGUUCCGAAGAUGGAUACAUUAGGUAUUGGCAAUGUAAUUUGGAUAAGAAUACUGGUCUGCAAUCUCAGAUGGCAGGAAAGAUUUGGGCAGAGGAAGUAAAGUUUUUUGUUAGAGGAGAACCGAAAGUUAUUAAAUGUGGACCACAAGGGAAGAUUGCUGUUGUAUUGCAAAAUUCCAACGGGUAUGAAUUGAUUAUAUGGGGAUGUGUCACAAGGAAAUUGUCGCCUACUAAAGAUUUUAUUGCGGAAUUUAGGCAUAAGAUUAUUGAUGUAGAUUGGUUAUUUACGUCAAAUGCUGAGCUUAUAUUAGCGAUUGCGACAUCGCAAAAAAUAAUGUUUUAUACUCGAGUACGGAAACAUCAUGUUUCUGUCAGAACUAGCUGGAUUCUGUUUUUAGAGAUCAAUAUACAGAGUAACUUACCGUUGCCAAUUUCUGCAAUAUUAUGGGGUAGUGGAGGUUCGCUUAUUGUCGCUAAUGGAAAGUAUACGUUUUUCCACAGAAAUAUUCUACAUCUGACGUAG